GCAACUUUAUAAACCAAAACAAAAAUGGCUAGUUGCAAUAUUCUGCGAUUUACAAUUCAUAAAUGUUCUAGUUAUUCAUCUACGUUUGUCCCCGAAAAUAUUCUAGUUGACAACCCAAGUGAUGGAACAUCAAGAUGGUCAUCAGAAUCUAAUAAUCCUCCUCAGUUCCUUAUCCUGAAAUUAUUCAAUCCGGCUGUUGUUCAAACAAUUAGCUUUGGGAAGUAUGAAAAAAGUCAUGUGUGUAACAUGAAAAAAUUCAAAGUUUGUGGUGGCCUUACGGAUAGUAGCAUGAUUGAACUACUUGACAGUGGCUUGAAAAACAACAAUCAGACAGAAGCAUUUGAUGUUAAGCAUAAAACUGGUGGAAAUAUGUUUGCUUGUCGAUAUAUUAAAAUAGUUCCCAUACAGUCUUGGGGACCCAGUUUUAACUUCAGUAUUUGGUAUGUGCAGUUGAAAGGAAUAGAUGACUGGGAUAUUGUGAAGUCUUGUGUGAGUUGGUUUAAUUAUUACCGUGAACGAGAAGUUAUUCGCCUGUGUCUGAAACAUUUUAGACAGCACAAUUACACAGAAGCAUUUGAAUCCUUACAAAAGAAAACACGUAUUCAACUGGAAGAUGAACUUCUGUCAAAACUACAUCGAUGUUUAGUUGUUGAAGGUGACUAUGUUGCUGUUGAAGAACUUCUGAAAUCUGCAGCAGAAGAUGGUUACCUAGACAACUUUUUAGAACAACAGACACAUAAAGCUAGAUGGAUUCCUCUGAUUCCUCCACCUAAAACUUCAGAAACUGAAGACAAUAGACCUGGAAUGAGAGGGGGUCAUCAGAUGUGCAUUGAUGUACACACAGAAAAUAUUUACUUAUUUGGUGGAUGGGAUGGAACAACUGACUUAGCAGAUUUAUGGUGUUACCAUAUUCCAACAGGCACAUGGACUUGUCUGUCAAGAGAUACAACUCUUCAGGGUGGACCUACUCCUCGUUCGUGUCAUAAAAUGUGCCUUGAUCCUGAAAGGAAAAAAAUCUUCACUAUAGGCCGCUACCUUGAUUCUUCAAUGAGAGUUCCAAAAUAUAUGAAGAGUGACUUUUAUGUGUAUGAUAUUGAUUCCAACCAGUGGACUUUAAUUACUGAUGAUACAGCUGCCAUGGGAGGCCCAAGUUUAGUUUUUGAUCACCAGAUAUGCAUGGAUGUUGAGAAGAAUACCAUAUAUGUUUUUGGUGGAAGAAUUCUAACAAGCAUUAGUCCUCUGUCAAGUGAUGACAGCAUCUGUACUGAACCUGUUUUUAGUGGAUUAUUCUCCUACCAUGUCCCAACAAACGCUUGGUGUAAACUUCGUGAUGAUUAUCCCAAGCCACAUCACGAUGAUCAAGAAAUUAAAUCCAGAAUAGGUCAUUCUAUGCUAUUUCAUGAAAAAAAACGUUUGUUAUACAUAUUUGCUGGACAGAGAUCAAAGGAAUAUUUAAGUGACUUUUUCACAUAUAAUGUGGAUACAGACAGAAUACACGUAAUUUGCGAUGGAACUGAUGUAGAGGUUCCACCUGCAGGAUUUACUCAAAGAGCUACAAUUGAUCCAGAAUUAAAUGAAAUACAUGUUUUAUCUGGCUCUAAUAAGGAUAAAAGAGAAGAAUAUGUCAAAAAUUCAUUUUGGGUGUAUGAUAUUAUUAACAAUAAAUGGUCUUGUAUUUACCAAAGUGAUAUUAAAGAGAUUGAAAAUUCUAGCAAAGCUGAACGUCCUUUAGAACCUUGCCCGAGGUUUGCACAUCAACUUGUUUAUGAUCAUGUAAAAAAAGUUCACUACUUAUUUGGAGGAAAUCCUGGCAAAUCUAACUCUCUGAAGAUGAGAUUGGACGAUUUUUGGUCACUACAUCUUUACCGCCCAACUAAAGAAAUGCUGCUCAGACAGUGCUCCCGAAUAAUUCGUCAACAUAAGUUUCAAGAAAUAGCUGCAAGAGACCAAAUCGAAGCUCUGCAUUAUUUACAAACUGAACUUGCUAGUACAAUAGAUCACAAGAAUUCUGAUGAAACAAAAGAAUUCCAGCUGUUGGCAUGUAACUUAUUCAAAGAAAAAGAAAGUGAAGUGAAAGAUGAAUUAAGUGUUGAUGAAACUUACAAUCAUAGAAGCCAAUUAUUUGAUCAACUAAUAGAUUUUUUCCCUGAUCAUAUGACUCAACCAAAAGACAAUCUCCUUGAUCUCAUUUGUCUCUGAAGUUUCUCAUAUUGGAAAACAAGACUGUACAUUUGUAGUGCAUGGCUUUUUGUGCCGUUGUAAAUUCUGUAUGAAGUAUGAGUGUAAAAAAUGUGCCUUCUAUUUUUGAAAUAUUCAAGGUUGCUGCAGUUGAGGCUUGUAAAUAAAAGAUGUUGAUUUCUUUUUGAAACUGUUGUGUUCCUAUUUACUGUACAGAAUUUUUUUCUCCGUUCUCUGUUACUCUGAAAUUAAUAAGAUAUUUUUACUUCUAAGAUAUUAAUAUUAUUGUAGCUUAAAAAUAAUUUUAAUUUUUGGGCCUAACUUCAGAUGUUGAAAUAUAGUUCCGCUACAUCAAACAGAUGCAUAUUUUAAUCAACAAAGCCAAUGAACUAACAUAUUUUUUAGAUCUUGGAUUGUUGAGUUAUUACUUAUAGUUAUCAACUGUUAUUAGUAUUCUUUAAUUUUUGAAUGCUUAAGUUGGUGAUAUUUUAACACUUUAAAAAUGUUUUGUGCUGAGGUUUUUUAAUUCUACACAGUGAUUACUUUGUUAUUAUGAUAUAUUUCUAGUCACUAACAUAUUUUAAUUGAAAUCCUUGUUAAUUUUUUUUCUUCAU
Messenger RNA from Uloborus diversus, 2792 nucleotides. It is a transcript of the gene muskelin, whose product is annotated as muskelin-like. Gene Ontology annotation, molecular function: protein binding. Lineage: Eukaryota; Metazoa; Arthropoda; Arachnida; Araneae; Uloboridae. The record is from RefSeq and is a predicted model, not a curated record. Gene Ontology annotation, cellular component: cytoplasm. The transcript is spliced from 21 exons. The coding region runs from base 25 to 2199 and encodes 724 amino acids.